AGACAUUAUCCUAUCCACACAAUCUGGUUGUCCCAUAAUCUCUUCCCAAACUCAAACUCACAGAGAUGAUAAUGAAGAUCAGAUUCCAUUCCACUAACCAUAAUUUUCACUCACUUUACUCCUCUCCACAACAACAUGCUUCAUUGGAAAAUAAUGAAAGCUUAGCAACAAUGGUGUUGAUAACAUCAUCAUCAUCAUGACAUCAGUCCUUAACCAAACCCAUCUUUUAUUUCCCACCAAAGAAACCCCACAAUUCAAUUUCAAUUCCAAGCUCCAAGAAUGCAUCUCACUGCUUAAAAAAUGCAGAACCAUCAAAGAACUCAACCAAAUUCAUGCCCAAAUUAUAAAGUUUGGAUUUUUAUGUGACCCCUUUUGUGCAGGAAAUCUUGUGGCUACUACUGCUCUUUCUGAUUGGGGAAGCAUGGAUUAUGCUUGCAAGAUUUUCAGGUGUAUUGAUGAUGAUAUCCCAGAAGCUUUCUUGUUCAACACCAUGAUCAGAGGACAUGUCAAGGAUAUGAAUUGGGGUAAAGCUUUGUUAAUUUACUAUGAAAUGUUGGAGAGUGGUGUUGAGCCUGAUAAUUUUACUUACCCACCUUUGCUUAAGGCUUGUGCUAAGUUAUCUGCAAUUAAAGAAGGUAUAAUGAUUCAUGGGCAUUGCUUUAAACUUGGAUUACAAGGUGAUUUGUUUGUGCAAAAUAGUUUAAUCAAUAUGUAUGGAAAAUGUGGGGAAAUUGAACUUAGCUGUGAUGUGUUUGAUCAAAUGCUUGAAAGAAGUGUUGCUUCAUGGAGUGCUGUUAUUUCUGUUCAUGCUAGUUUAGGUAAAUGGUGGGAGUGUCUUAAGCUUUUUGGGGAUAUGAUGAUGAGUGAUGAGGAAAGAAGGUUUAGAGCCGAGGAGAGUGUGUUAGUUAGUGUUCUUUCUGCUUGUACUCAUUUGGGUGCUCUUGAUUUGGGUAGGUGUACUCAUGGAUACUUGUUGAGGAAUAUUAGUGGAAAUAAUGUGAUUGUAGAGACUUCUUUAAUGGAUAUGUAUGUGAAAUGUGGUUGUUUGGAGAAAGCUUUGUGUUUGUUUAACCAGAUGGGGAAGAGCAAGAAGAAUCAGUUGUCCUACUCGGUGAUGAUUUCGGGGCUUGCUAUGCAUGGACAUGGUAGGAAAGCUUUAGAGGUUUUCUCUGAAAUGCUUGAAGAAGGUUUGAGACCCGACGAGAUUGUGUAUAUGAGUGUUCUGAGUGCUUGUAGUGAUGCUGGCUUGGUUGAUGAGGGUCUAAAAUGGUUUAAGAAGAUGAAAACCGAGCAUGGGAUCGAGCCAACAGUUCAUCAUUAUGGUUGUAUUGUAGAUCUUUUCGGAAGAGCAGGGAUGUUGAAUGAAGCAUUCGAGUUCAUUAACAGCAUGCCCAUAAACCCGAAUGACAUUAUAUGGAGAAGCCUUCUUAGUGCUUGUAGAGUUCAUAAUAACUUGGAAAUAGGCGAAAUUGCAGCAGAAAAUCUAGUGAAGAUGAAUUCUCAGAACCCUGGUGAUUAUGUGGUGCUUUCAAACAUGUAUGCGAAAUCUCAGAAGUGGGAUAAUGUUGCUAGGAUCCGAACCGAAAUGGCUUCAAAAGGAUUGACACCAAAUCUUGGGUUCAGCAUGGUUGAAGUGAAGAAAAAGGUUUUCAAGUUUGUAUCACAAGACAUGUCAUAUCCUCAAUGUGAUGGUGUUCAUGAGAUGAUUCACCAAAUGGAAUGGCAACUUAGAUUUGAAGGGUAUAAACCAGACACAUCUCUUGUUUUGCUUGAUGUAGAAGAAGAAGAGAAGAUAGAGAGAUUAAAGUAUCAUAGUCAGAAGUUAGCAAUUGCUUUUGCUCUUAUACAUUCUUCUAGAGGAAGUCCUAUAAGAAUAGUUAGAAAUCUAAGAAUGUGCAGUGAUUGUCACACUUAUACUAAACUUAUUUCAGUUAUCUAUGAACGAGAAAUUACUGUUAGAGAUAGAAAUCAGUUCCACCAUUUUAAAGAUGGAGUAUGUUCUUGUAGAGAUUACUGCGUCUUAGAUAUACAUUUUUGAGUGACACAAGUUGGAAUUCGAUCCCAAAACCCUCCACACACCCACGCACCUCUCACCAACCCCUUUUGGCCACUUGAGCUACCUCGAAGUGGUUUCUGAUAUAUGUACUCAAUUAAUGAUGUCUUCUGCAAAUAUCUAAGCUUUGCCAAGUGAAGAGAAGACAAUCUUUCAUAGAAUAAUUUUAGGUUGUUUUAGCUUGAAGAUUUUAGUUAAGGCUAUGUGAUAGCUCCAAAUGACAUGUUAUAUUGUGUGAAGAAAUUUGGGCCGGCCUUAGGCACAUGUGUUAGGCUCGUGCCUAGGGUUACACAUACACUUUUCAGGCAUCCAAAAUAGAAAAUAAAAAUGGUUAGGCUAUUAUUUAAAUAAAAUUAAGUAUAUUGUAAACAAUAAUAGUCAUAGCUUAAUUGGUUAAAUGUAUGACACAUUACA
Molecule: messenger RNA, 2467 nt
Organism: Cannabis sativa
Lineage: Eukaryota; Viridiplantae; Streptophyta; Magnoliopsida; Rosales; Cannabaceae
Product: pentatricopeptide repeat-containing protein At1g31920
Exons: 3
Coding region: 197-2038 (613 amino acids)
Biological process (GO): RNA modification
Molecular function (GO): zinc ion binding; RNA binding; protein binding
Source: RefSeq, a predicted model, not a curated record